Medioppia subpectinata is the source of this 2793-nucleotide messenger RNA. Lineage: Eukaryota; Metazoa; Arthropoda; Arachnida; Sarcoptiformes; Oppiidae. The record is from the annotation of a GenBank genome assembly.
GAUGAGGAGGCGGAAGAGAUUGAGCGCCGGAUAACUGAGAAUGUGGUGAAACUGGCGGCCACUGAUCAGCUCAACUCAGAGAUUGUCACUAACAAGAGUCGGGCGUAUCUGUCGUGUGAAUCCGGAGAAAUGAUUGUCAAAAUCAAUUUCACAGAACCUUUUCGAGGAAUAGGAUAUUCGGAUUACGACCGGACGAGUCCGUGCAAGUUCUAUGGCGACGGAUCCACUCACUAUCAGAUGAGACUACCCUUAAAGGGUUGCGGAACUAAACAGGAGGCGCCACGACUUUUCAUUAAUAAUAUAAUCCUUCGAUUUCACCGAACCCUUGAGCUCGAAGAAGAUGAGAUCAAAACAAUAGUGUGCAGAUAUCCACCACCACUCGCACCCCCACCUCCUAGUAUUUCAGCUCCAAUCUUAGAGCCGCCACCGGUUCCCAUACUUCCAAUUCCGGCCAAAUUAUCGGAAAGCGAACUUUUAUUAAUCAUAAGCGCACUCUUAUUCCUCACAUUAUUAUUACUGGGAAUAGGAAUGGCUUACUAUUGUCUUAAGAGGAGAAACAUUAAAGUGGUUCGUAAACGAAAGAUUGUGCCAGAAAUGAGCAAGAUUACCACAAUUGAACCAGUUCGUAUACCAAGAGUAGCUGUCAGCACCAGCAGCUCAGACUACCCGUCCUCUUCGGAAGAGAUUAGUGUAAUCAGUGAUACGUCAACCAUAAGACGUGAUCACUAUAAUUAUGAGAACCAGGCGUUUAUACCGGAACCCUAUCCUCUGGAUAUUGAACGCGAAGACUCGGUCACAUCACUGCCUGUGCCUGUUAUGGCUAAACCAAACAUAACUCAAUUAGAUUUGUUGACAACCAUUCGGGAAACUCAACACUUGACGGACACCGAUAUCUUUAAUACAAAACAUUUCAAAACAACGACACAGUUAUAUAGGAAAGCGCCCACACCUACAGCCUCUUCCAUUUAUGGCAGUAUACCUGAUAACGACAUGUGGUCUUAUAGUGAAUUAGACGAUACACCAGAGCAGCGCCCGUAUAUACCGCCCCCUAAGUUACACGUUAGGAACAUUGAUGACAGUUAUGUGUCAACUCAACACAUCACAGAUAUUGAUGAAGACAUUACUACUCAUCGACGGAUAACACAACCAAAUCCCAAAAUCACUUCCAAAACAACAUAUGAUUUAUAUCUGAGUCCUGAAGAAGUUGUUGAUACGUCUGAAGACAUUACUACUAAACGACUUACAGUUUAUCCGAAGCCAAAAAUUACAAUCAAAUCUACGGAAGAUUAUUAUGUGAGCCCUCAAGAGAUAACUGACAUAACAGAGGACACAACAACACAACGGAUAACUACUUAUCCAAAGCCUAGACUAACCACACAAACACUCGAUGAUUAUUUUAGGACUGAUAGGGAAACGACCGAAGUAUUGGAGGACACGUCCACUACGAGGGCUAUAGCACUGCCCCCGAAAGGGCCGGCAAUCACUGAUCUCACACAAGAUGAUCGCUUUAUAAACAUGAGGGAGACAACAGAAAUAACGGACACAUCCACGCGACAACUUAUUAAACACCCGACACCUAAGUAUACGGUCCACACAAUUGACGACACGUUUAUCACAAAUAUAUGUGAAACGGAAACUAUUGAACACAUCACUGCCAAUGACAAAAAAGACACGUUUGUCUCCCAACCUCCGAGCCAACCCAGACUCGGACCGGGCCCUGAUUGGGAGGUGCAAAUCAAUAGGUAUCUGGUGGGACCCACCACUGAACUUCCCGAUACAAAAACCACUACAACUACUUCACAACUCUACGACUCGUAUACUUCUGAUCGAUUGGUCGACACAACCGAUCAAAGGACCAGUACUUCCAUUCAACACAUAAGUAGUCGGGAAACAAAGAUCGAUAUGAUAUACAAAGUGUUGAACGCACCGCCACCUGAUCUGCCGGGAGUGGACACUCUUUCUCCUGCUGUCAAACAAAAGUUACGUUCAAUUAUAACCACUGAUGAAGUGUUCAGAACUUUGAUCAUUGAGUCCAACACUACCGAAAAGUAUAUUCACAUCAGUCGUCAUAUUCAUUAUAGUAGUCUCUUUGAGCCCCCGGUUUGGCACACAAUUGUUCAACUCUUCUCAUUACCUGAAGUGUUAUCAGCACCUAAACUGCCACCACAGCAGCCAUUACAGCCAUUACAGCCCCCACAACCUUCACAACCACCACAACCCCCUCCAACCAAUAGAUAUAGAAGAAAAACUUCGUUACCUUUAAUUAGUAGCGAACAGUUGGUUCCCGAAUCAUUCAUACCACCAGAAAGUAUAAGGUCACGUCGAGCGUCGCGUUCGAGUUCUAUCUUUGAUGUGCGAUCACUAACUGAAGAAGACGUCACAUUUGCCAGAUCUGAAUCCAUUAGAUUCCCACAGCACUCACUCACAGCAUAUCAACACUCCGACCAACGAUCACAGAGUUAUAUAUACUCGCAAAGCCAACCCACAGACCACCCGACAGACCGACCGACAACUUCUGGUCGCCAAUCCUUCCCAUAUAUUCCCAGAGCAACACAUGUAUCACCACUUCUGGAAGCCUCGCAUCGCCCCUAUUCUCCAGAUAUCGAUGCGUUAAGUUUGGCCACUCCUUCAGACGCGUACACUUCUUCGAGAUAUAUGUCAAGCUAUGGCCGGUCAACAGCUUAUGGCCGGUUAGCGCAGAUAAGGCGGACUCUCGACCGCACAACAAGUGUAGGCGAAAAAGAAGAAACAAAAUCUGUAUCAGAAAAGGAUGUCUACGAUUGGAAGCGAUGA